Messenger RNA from Capsicum annuum, 3991 nucleotides. RefSeq names its product RRP12-like protein. Lineage: Eukaryota; Viridiplantae; Streptophyta; Magnoliopsida; Solanales; Solanaceae. The record is from RefSeq and is a predicted model, not a curated record.
AUGAUUUUUUAUAAACCCGUCUUAAACCCACUUUAUCGAGUUGUCUGUUCUCUUCCAGCUGCAGCCGUUCGGAAAAAUUACUGUGAAGUAGCUGAAUUUACGAACCGGUCACUUCAUCUUCAACACUGGUCUUACCUGCUAAUUAAUAUUCCCAUAUUGAGGGUGUCUAUAUCUGUAGCUCAACUUUAUGGUGUGUUUGUUGGGUACAUAACGGAUGAUCGUCAAAAGGUGAGAAAGAUGUUGCAUACUUGUCUUCGCGACGUCCUCCAAAACUUUCAGUCAUCUCCUGUGCUUGCUCCUCUAUCUGCACCGGCAAGUGAAACCAUCACAAAUCUCUUUGAAAGGUAUCUUCUACGUGCAGGAGGAGCAACAGUAAAUGCCUCUGAAAGACCCAAAGGAGCACAAGAAGUAUUACAUAUGCUGGAUGUGCUGAAACUUUGUCUUCCUUUUAUGUCUUCGAAGUACCUGAAUAACUCUUUGAAGUACUUCAAAUCUCUAUUGGACCUGCAACAGCCUCUUGUUAAUAGGCACAUUACAGAUGGUCUGAAUGCUCUUUGUAUCCAUCCAACAGCAGAAGUAUCCCCAGAAGUGCUUCUGGACAUCUUGGGUUCAUUGGCUACUUCAGUUUCUGCAAAGGAGUCAUCUGUUGAUACUAUGACAGUUGCAGCUCACUUGCUUGGCGUGGGGAUGAGAAGAGUAUAUUCAAUUGACAGACAAUUAUGUGUGGUUAAACUCCCUGUGGUGGUCAACUCUCUUAGAGAUGUUCUGGUUUCUGAGCAUGAGGAAGCUAUAAGGGCUGCACUGGAGGCACUCAAAAGCUUAAUACAUGAAUGCAUUGAUGAAAACUUGAUCAAACAGGGUGUGGAUAAUGUAAUUAGUUCAAAUACCGAUACAAGCAAAUCCGGACCAACUAUCAUUGAGAUAAUCUGUGCCAUAAUUGAGAGCUUGCUUACCUAUCACUAUUCGACAGUCUGGGAUAUCUCAUUUCAAGUUGUCAUUGCCAUGUUUGAUAAGCUAGGAUGUCAUAGCGGGGGACUUCAAUGGUCUUUGUUCUUCUUACCUUUGAAGGGAAUGCUUCAGAGUUUGGUUGACAUGCAAAAAUUGCCAGAUGAAGACUUUCCAUAUCGUAGACAGCUGCACGAAUGUGUUGGAUCAGCUGUUGGUGCAAUGGGACCUGAAUCUUUUCUAGCUCUUCUUCCUCUUAAAUUGGACAUAGAGGAUUUAUCGAAGUCCAACCUCUGGCUUUUUCGAAUUCUAAAGCAGAACAUUAUUGGUGCUCAUUUAAGUUUCUUUACCAACUCAAUUAUGUCAAUGGUUGGAGCUAUGAAGCAGAGGUCUGCUAGGUUUGAAUGCGAGGGAAAGAUAUAUUCUGCAAGAAGUAUUGAUGGAAUUGUGUACUCAUUGUGGUCGUUGUUACCCUCAUUUCGCAAUUACCCUGUGGACACUGCUCAAAGCUUCAAGGAUCUGAAUGAGAUAUUAUGCAAAGCUAUCCGUGAGGAGCCUGAAGUACGUGGGAUAAUAUGCUCCAGUUUGCAGAUCCUCAUUCAGCAGAACAAGAACAUAUUAGAGGGAAAAGUGGAUUUCUCUGAUGCUAAAAUAAGUGUUCCCAAAGAACGAGCCAUUGGGUGUUAUAACCAGCAAGUCGCAGGUGAUAACUUGAAUGCAUUGGGACUUUGUGCUGGUGAACUGCUGUCUGUGAGGUGAGUUUUCUUGGAAUCCUCUAAAGAUACUGGUGGAUCUUUGCAGAUCACAAUUGGUGGAUUGGCUUCUAUUGCUGACAAAGAGGUAAUCAGCCAGUGCUUCAAUACGGUCAUGCGGAAGCUGAAGAAGAAGGUUACCCAAGAGGCUGGCAAGGCACAGAAGGCCAGAAGUUCCAAUUCAAUGCAUAUUGAAGACUCAUCCAGCAAAAUGCUAAUUAGGGCACAGUUAUUUGAUCUGGCAGUUUCACUCCUGCCUGGUUUAGAUGCUAAAGAACUUGGUCAGCUAUUUGAUGAGAUAAAGCCUGCUUUAAAGGACGAGGAAGGCUUGAUCCAGAAGAAGUCAUAUAGAGUUUUUUCCUGCAUCCUUGGGCGAUCUGAUGAAUUUAUUUCAAGGAGGUUUGUAGAGCUGCUUAGUUUGAUGAUUGAAGCACUACCUGCGUGUCAUUUUUCAGCCAAACGUCACAGACUUGAGUGUCUAUACUUUUUAAUUGUCCAUGUUACAAAGGAUGAAUCAGAACAGAGGUGGCAUGAGCACAUUACUUCUUUUAUGACUGAAAUUUUGCUUGCACUCAAGGAGGCUAACAAAAAAACAAGGCAGCAAGCAUAUGGGAUUCUUGUUCAAAUUGGCCAUGCUUGUGGAUAUGAAGAAAAAGGUGGCAGCAAAGAGAAUCUACAGCAGUUUUUUAAUAUGAUUGCUGGGGGUCUUGCGGGGAAAACACCUCAUAUGAUCAGUGCAACGGUGAAAGGGUUAACUUGCCUGGCUUAUGAAUUUACCGACCUUGUUUCUGCUGUCUGCAGUCUCCUUCCAUCAGUGUUUCUUCUCCUUAAGAGAGGGGACAAAGAAAUAAAUAAGGCUAAUUUAGGGCUGUUGAAGGUAUUGAUCACGAAGUCGCCUGUUCAGGGAUUACAGGCACAUUUAAGGAGCAUGGUGGAGGCCCUUCUGGGAUGGCAAGAUAACACCAAGAACCAUUUCAAAGCCAAGGUUAAGGUGCUUAUUGAUAUGCUCAUCAAGAAAUGUGGUCUGAAUGCUGUUAAAGAGGUGAUGCCUGAAGAGCACAUGAAACUCCUAACAUAAGAAAGGUUAUUCAAGCAGCGGAGAGAAAGGAAACUUGCCUCAAAUUCUGAAGAUAGCAGAUCUCAUAUGUCAAAAGCGACAACAAAAAGGCUAAGCAGAUGGAAUAAUCAAAAUAUCUUUUCGGAGUUUGACAAUGGAGAAUCAGAGAGUAGUGAAGCAGAAUAUAUGACUAUGAAGACUAUUGCUGGUCAUAAGAGCAAAGCUUCAUUAGUAUCAGACUCCAAAGCAUCUGAAUUAUGGUCCAAGAAAACAUGGAAAGCGGCCAAGAGUUUGCAGGAUGAUUUGUUUGAUCAAUUAGCCGAUGAGCCACUUGACUUACUUGACCAGAAGAAGACAAGGUCAGCUCUUACAGCAUCUGGAAAUCUCAAAAGGAAGCCCGGGUCUGAAGAUGAGGCAGAAAUAGACUCUGAAGGCCGUUUGAUUAUUCAUGAGGGAACACGUAUCCACCCACCUACCGACUAUUCAAAUGUAUGGAGCGAAGCAGGAAGCUGCUUCUCUGAAACCUCAAGGAGAACUCAGAAACGGAGGAAAACGUUUGAUUCAGGAUGGGCCUACACUGGAACCGAGUAUGCAAGCAAGAAGGCAGGUGGUGAUGUCAGGAAGAAAGAUAAGCUUGAGCCGUAUGCCUACUGCCCCCUUGACCGCAAGAUGAUGAGCCGAAGGCCUGAACAUCAGGCAGUAGCAAGAAAAGGAAUGUCAAGCAUAGUGAGGCUAACAAACAAGGUUGAAGGCAAGAGUUCAGUGUCCAUGAAGGGUGUCAAGAGUAAAAAAAGAAAGCCCAAAGCUUGAAGGCAAGAGUGCAUCACCCAUACAAGCCCAAAGCUUGAAGGCAAGAGUGCAUCACCCAUACUUUACUGUCCAUAAAGGGAGUCAACAGUAAAAGGAAACUCUAUGAUUAUAUUUGACUAUAUUAUUGCUUGGUUGAAUUCUUCAAAAGUAGUAAAAGUAUGGUAGUGUAUUUUUGGAGAAUCCAAUACGGGUGCGGCAUCGAAAGUGAAGACUUGGCUCAACUUAUUAUUUGAUGCUAUGUCAAAACUGAGAGCUGCUACAGGUGAUUGUAAUGGGGGUUGUGGUUGCUCUUGUUUCUUUAUUGGUGAUUUGAUUAUGUAAAUUCGCGUGCCUAUUUUAUCGAAUUACUUCCUUCGUUGGCUUUGACUUUUCAUUUUUGAACUUAUCACAUUCAUAAAGAAAAUAAUUAUUGACAGACUAUUUUACA